Molecule: messenger RNA, 462 nt
Organism: Cetraspora pellucida
Lineage: Eukaryota; Fungi; Glomeromycota; Glomeromycetes; Diversisporales; Gigasporaceae
Source: the annotation of a GenBank genome assembly
AUGCUUUCGAAUGUGAGUUAUAGUGAAUUAUACGAAAACAAUGAUAGUAAUGAAUUCUUACCUUUUCAAAAAAUUCCUUCAGAUUUUAUGUAUAUAUUAGAAUCUAACGUUUUUAGUCUAGAUAGUAAUAAUAAAAAAAAUACACUUGAUUUAGAAGUAGAUAGGUGGGGAGAAUUUGCAUGUUGGGCGCAUUUUUUUAUAGGACCCAACUUCAAAAAAAAGUUUCGCAACUAUUGCCAUCAUUUAUGGUAUAAAAUUGAGCAUGCAUACCUAAGUGCAAAAGAUCAAAAUAAAACCCUUGAACAUAAUAUUCAUGAAAUAUUACAACAAAACCCACAGGAUAAACUUAAUAUCGCAGAGGAUAUGACGAAGAGAGUUAUCGAGUCAGAUAGGAAUAGCAAUGAGGAUGAUAAUGAAGAUGAACAAGUGCCAAAAUAUCUCCCCCCUAAAUUAGGCUCUUGA